Messenger RNA from Zasmidium cellare ATCC 36951, 1797 nucleotides. RefSeq lists its product as uncharacterized. The coding region runs from base 1 to 1797 and encodes 598 amino acids. Lineage: Eukaryota; Fungi; Ascomycota; Dothideomycetes; Mycosphaerellales; Mycosphaerellaceae. The record is from RefSeq and is a predicted model, not a curated record. The transcript is spliced from 3 exons.
AUGCCGGCGGCCGUGGCGAAAGGCAUCAUCCUAUCGAUUUCCAUCAUCACCGCACUCGGCCUCGCCGUAAUCGAGAACCCUCAAGUCCAGCAAUGGAUCGAAGAGCAGCGACGCCGGAUCGCCGAGCUGCUGAGGCAAAUAGGAGAAGAGCUUGAUCCUCAGAGCCGAAGGACUGCAGAAGCGUUUGCUUUUGAAGGGCAGACAGUAGCCGAUGUUGAAGGUCUCAAACGAGAGGCUGAAGGUAGUCGAGAUGCAGCUGCUAUGGCGACCGGAAGAAGCUUGUCAAGUGCCAGCACUAUACGUAGGAUUCCCAUCAAGGGCCCCUCGGACCCAGACGAGGCAGAGGAGCGGAGGCGAAAAGGACGAGAAUACCUGGCCAGGCGAAACCAGCAGAUGCUUGAACUUCAGGGAAGGAGAAACGCCGACGCGAAGGCAAACGGACUGGAAACACCACCUACACCGACAUUCGAUGAGCUCGUUGAUGCCGAAGGAAAGCUCAAGUUGACCGAUGAGGCGUUGCCAUCACCACCCAAUGCUGAGCCACUACCUACAUCACUGGAGGAGGAGAUGCGGCAAGUCGAGCGCAACCUCUCGCAACCCAUCAUGCUUGGCGAGUCGAGCUCAAGCUUCGCAGGCCCAAGCGGUUGGCGGAUGGGAGUCGAAAUGGCGGACCCAUUCAGCGACGAAUAUGCCCUUGAACGUAGUAUGACCCCCAAGCCUCCAGUCCCGCCUAAGAUCGAACUCGACCCACCAGUAUCUGUCCCUGCCGAAUUCACUCCCCAACGAGCACCCACACCUCCAAUCUCUGUUCCCGGGAGCUUCUCGCCGAUAUCGACAGAACCGCAAAGAGAACAACCCCCCGUCAACCAUGAUGAACUGAGCUAUGAGGAGCAGUUGGCGAUUGCUCUCUCACUUUCUGAGCAAGAGAGUUCGUCCAACGCCGCCACCGUAAGGCAGACCCGCCGCGAGGAGGAAGACGACGACGCAUUGCGAGCUGCCAUAGCUGCAAGUCUCAAGGACAUGGACGAUCAGCAAGCUGCUCAUGCCAUUGCGUACGCUGAGCCCUCAACUCCAAGACCGAUCGCUGCCCAUCCUCAACCUCUUGUCGAUCUUACUCCGUCAACACCCCCAGCUCAGCCGAAUUGGGGAGACAUUUUCGACCAUCGCUUCUCGCCAGCACACGAACCAUUGUCCCUGGCCCCGUCUUCAGCGCCCUCUGAAGCGUCAGAUGAGUUGUAUCGUCUCACUCCAGAGCUCACUCGCGCACGUCUCGCCAACUGGGACGCUCAAGUGACUCAGGCGCCUCCAUCGUCAACUGGCUCAAGUCUGCCCUAUGACCCUGUCCGUGAUACUCAGAGCACUCCGCAGCCUGUUCAGGACUUGAUGGACGCCAGCUUUUACUCCGCUCCCGAUGUCGUGUCACCGCCGGCCAGCGUCAGCACCCACACUCUGGAUCGUGAAACACCUCAACUCAUCGACGUGAGCGAAGGCGUGCCUCACGAGAGCGCAAGAACUCCAACGUCUCGAGCCCACUCAUCCUUCGGCUUCCAGACCGACUCUGACUCCGAUACCUUUGCCUCCGUAUCCCCAUCUCAAUCUCGCCCGGAGUCACGAGCACGAAGCGAGGUUUCGGGCAUUGAGGUUAUUGAUGUAGCGGAAGACAGCGAUAUCGAUAUGCUCUCGGAAGAAGGUGAUGGAGUCGCCACGCCGGACAGCUGGUCAGAGGUUGGCAGCAGGGAUGCCGACAGUGAUAUGGAGGACCAGACGCAGGAGCAGUCUGCUCGGUUGAGCUCUUAG